AUGCAGGGAUUCUUUUCCGAAAGCCGCAGCCUAAGCCAAAGCCGGGCGGUGAAGCCUCUGCAUAACUCCGAGAUGACGGCAAAGGACGGGGGUGAGAUAACCGAGAAGAUCCUGAGGCUCACUUUGGAGAUUAUCUGCGUGCUGACCGGAGAGGAUUAUAUUGUCGUGAGGAAGCCCGGCGUCAAAGACCGCAAUAGGUCCGGUAAAGAAAAGCUAUGCGCGGCACAGGGGCCCAUCGUGGACCCUCUUCCUAACUCACCCACUCGUAAAGACAACCUCCUGGAACCCGCAAGCAAAAUGCUUCACGUGCUGACCAGGGAGGUGCCUGUGAGGUAUGAGGACGUGGCAGUGAUUUUAUCGAUGGAGGAAUGGGAAUAUUUAGAAGGACACAAGGACCUUUAUAAGGACGUGAUUAUGGAAAAGAAAUGGCCUCUCAAUUCACGGGGUAAGUGUGCUUUUUUUGGGGACCUGUUUUCUAUGGAAUGA
Spea bombifrons (plains spadefoot toad) is the source of this 486-nucleotide messenger RNA. RefSeq names its product gastrula zinc finger protein XlCGF66.1-like. Lineage: Eukaryota; Metazoa; Chordata; Amphibia; Anura; Pelobatidae. The record is from RefSeq and is a predicted model, not a curated record. Gene Ontology annotation, biological process: regulation of DNA-templated transcription. The coding region runs from base 1 to 486 and encodes 161 amino acids. The transcript is spliced from 5 exons.